Messenger RNA from Leptinotarsa decemlineata (Colorado potato beetle), 910 nucleotides. RefSeq names its product intraflagellar transport protein rempA (gene rempA). NCBI's taxonomy places the organism in Eukaryota, Metazoa, Arthropoda, Insecta, Coleoptera, Chrysomelidae. Gene Ontology annotation, molecular function: protein binding. Gene Ontology annotation, cellular component: ciliary basal body; intraciliary transport particle A; axoneme. The record is from RefSeq and is a predicted model, not a curated record. Gene Ontology annotation, biological process: intraciliary retrograde transport.
GUGAAUAAUGGUGGUUCAUGUACUAAAGUAUUGGACACAGAAGGAGUCCCACUGUCAUGUCUCUUUUAUCAUCCUCUAAAAGAUGCUGUAAUUGUCAUGAUGGAAGGUUUCACUGUUGGGUUAUUUUCAGUGAGUUAUCAAGGUGACUUAUCAGAAGUGAGCAAAGUGAAACUGAGUGGCAGAGUCCAGACCAGAAUGGUGGGAAGCCAAGGAAUUGUUUGGGCUGGAAACACCAGUCUAGCAAUCUUAACAGGUGAUCUGACAGUUCGACUUUGGGACAUAGAAACGAAUGACAAUUAUGUGCUGUCGACAGUAAUGAAAAUCUAUGACACCGACGACAAGUUCAAUACAGUGAAUGAAAUUUUUACCUGCAUUACAUAUUGCAAAGUGAAUCAAACACUAUGCGCUGGAACGAACAUUGGUAGAAUAUAUUUCUGGACAAGAAAGCAGAACCAGGUUGAAAUAGAAAACCCAGAAGAUAGUUGGGAGUUGACUAACGUGAAUGCUAUAAAUGGAACAAUAAAGCAGCUGAAGUGGGGUUCUUUCAUUUCAAGAUUGCCACUUUUGAGUGUGAAUUGUGUUACAUCUGUGUACAUAAUGAAAGAACAAAGAAUAUGCAGUAAAUUUUCUGAGAAAAUUUGGGGUACACAAAAAACUGCUUCUCAGAUUUUAUUAGAAAGUGCAAAGAGCGACUACUUAUUGCAAUUGGACUCCCAGGUUACUGAUAUGGCGAUUUCGGAAAAUCUUUUAGCUUUCACUAAUGGAAGAAAAAUCUUCAUGUAUGCGGUAACAUGGGAGAAGGAUAACAAUAUAUUAGAACUGAAUUCGGGGAAAGCAAAAGGUAAGAAAGGUAAUACUGUCAAUUUAGCACAAGACUAAUUCACAAUAAAAAUACAAUUAUAAAGGGUUA